Messenger RNA from Maudiozyma saulgeensis, 2025 nucleotides. NCBI's taxonomy places the organism in Eukaryota, Fungi, Ascomycota, Saccharomycetes, Saccharomycetales, Saccharomycetaceae. The record is from the annotation of a GenBank genome assembly.
AUGUGGCUAUUGAAUGUCCUUGUAUUUGUCCUGGCAAGGAUUAUCACAUUGCUGUUUAGGCUGAUCAAAAUAAUCAUUACUCCAAUUGUUUACCUCACUGUUUGGCUCACAGGUGAUUUCUUCCAGAAACUAGAUGAACGUCACAGAAUCAAAGAGGAUUUCUAUAUUAUCCCAUAUUUUUUAAAAUCUGUGUUUCUUUAUGCAUGGUCAGUUAAAAGACAUAAGUUCCAAACGUGGUAUAUCUUUACCAAACAAGUAGAAAAUAACCCAGAUGGUUUAUCCAUUCGUUAUACACGUCCAGUGAAGGGUAAACGUGGUGAAUUCGAAUUAGAAUCAUAUACUUAUAAACAGACAUAUGAAAUUGUAUUAAGAAUGUCCUAUAUUAUGCGCCACACUUAUAAUGUAUCACCUGGUGAUUAUAUUGCAAUUGAUUGCACGAAUAAACCUUUGUUUUUAUUUCUAUGGUACUCUGCAUGGAAUAUCGGUGCAGUACCUGCAUUUUUGAAUUGUAAUAGUGUCGGCGAACCAUUAGUUCAUUCAUUAAGGAUCUCUAAUAUUUCCCAAGUGUUUAUAGAUCCAGAUGCUUCUACGCCAGUCCUGAAUUCAGAGGAAUUGAUAAAAAAUUCUUUGCCUAACGUUAGAUUGAACUAUCUAGACGAAGAUUAUCUUUUAGAAGUCAUCAAUGAUCCCAUGUCGCCAGUCUUUUUACAGACAGAAGAUAUUAGAUCUCCAAUUACCGCAAAAGAUUAUGAACCUUCAAUGUUGAUUUAUACUUCGGGGACUACAGGUUUACCAAAAUCAGCAAUCAUGUCGUGGAGAAAAUGUGCUGUUGGGACACAACUGUUCGGAUAUGUUUUCCAUAUGAAUACUGAUAGUAUAGUGUUUACAGCAAUGCCAUUGUUUCAUUCCACAGCUGCAUUGUUAGGUGUCUGUGCUGUGCUGUCUCAAGGUGGUUGUAUUGCCAUUAGUCCAAAAUUUUCUGCAAGUAAUUUUUGGAAACAAGCUUAUAUCACAGAAGCAACACACGUUCAAUAUGUGGGUGAGAUUUGUCGUUACCUGUUACACACACCUGUCUCCGAAUAUGAAAAAUUGCACAAUGCUAAAGUUGCAUUCGGUAAUGGAUUAAGACCAGAUAUAUGGCAACAAUUUAGACUCAGAUUUAAUAUUGAAGUCAUUGGAGAAUUUUAUGCUGCCACAGAGGCACCAUUUGCAACUACAAAUUAUCAAUGUGGUACUUUUGGUAUAGGUGCAUGCAGAAACUAUGGUACUGUGAUUCAAUGGUUUCUUUCCUUCCAACAAGUACUAGUCAAAAUGGAUCCUGAGGAUGAUUCUGUUGUCUAUAGAAAUAAAAAGGGUUAUUGUGAGGAGCCAGGAAUCAAUGAACCAGGUGAAAUGAUGAUGAGAAUUUUUUUCCCAAGAAAACCAGAGACUUCUUUCCAAGGUUAUUUGGGUAAUGAACGUGAAACUAAAUCUAAAGUUGUUAGAAAUGUCUUUAGAAACGGUGACGCAUGGUAUAGAUGUGGUGAUUUACUGAAAGCAGAUGAAUUUGGUAUGUGGUAUUUCUUAGAUAGAAUGGGAGAUACUUUCAGAUGGAAAUCUGAAAAUGUGUCAACUACUGAAGUAGAAGAUCAAGUGAGCACAAGUAACGAAUCUAUGAUCACGCAAGUAGUGGUGGUAGGUAUUAAAGUUCCUGGUUAUGAAGGUCGUGCAGGAUUCGCUAUUAUCAAACUUAAUGACAAAAUCGAAAACAUUCAAGAACAUGAAAUUCUCAACUUACUCAACAGUAUGUUAUACCACCUCAACAAAUCUUUACCAAAAUACGCUAUGCCAUUGUUUGUGAAAUUUGUCAAUGAGAUUAAAAUGACAGACAACCACAAGAUUCCAAAAAAACUUUAUAGAGACCAAAAAUUACCAUCAGGUGUUGACGGUCAAGACCAAAUAUACUGGUUAAAAAAUUACAAAGAAUAUACACUACUUACUGAUAGUGAUUGGGCAGAUAUUAAUAACCAAGUUGUCAAGUUAUAA